AUGGAAUCGUCAAACGACCCGAACUGUCCAGCAACUCACCAGACACCAGCCAGCUCUAUGCGUGGGGAGGCGAUUCCUGAUGAAAUAUUACCUUCAGAAAUUACUUCUUCCAAUCAUAGAAGCGCUGAGCAGCGACACCUUCUUUCCUGUAAGUCGCCCCCUACUUGCAAGACGGACACGGAAGGACCUGCGGUUGGUAGUACAGGCGACGAGCAACCUGGUAGCGUUCUAACUGGUCGAGAUGGAUCCGCACAGCAGACCCUGCAGGAACGUGAAGGAGGAGUCACGUGUGAAACGCAGACAUCCACCGAAUACCUGGCCAGUAUCUCGCAACUGAAAAAGCUGGAUCUAAGGCCUUGCGCGUUCACCUCCCUUGCCGACGCCUUUCAGGCAUCAUUAUGUGUAGUUCGCUACCUCAGGGGUGUAGUCCGUCAGCAUGCCGGAUGCGCAGAGAUUAGAGUUGGAGGGAAGCAGCCCGGCAAUGAAGGAUCUCCGCAGGGAUUACACGCUGAAGGCUGCUCAGUCGCAGCAGACGAUUUAUCCUACCAAGAAGCAUUCGUCGCUGACGAUACUGCGUACCAUCACUUACUAAGGCAGCCUAGCUGUGCUCCGCAAGAACCGUCUGAUGCUCCGGCACAGCAAACGUCAGAUGGCGCAUCGGAAACUUCUCGAAAGGGGCGUUCAAUUCCACACCCGGAUAGCUCGCUUCCAGCGAAGCGAACUUCAACGCCCUGUGGUGGCAGCAAACUGGCCCACGGUGAAAUAGUAAGCCCAUUGUCAGAUCCAUCGGCGGCUCCCGGCAUACUCACUUCAACAAGGACGCAGAUCCAGGGAAGACUGGAAUACGAGCUCUCUGUCUGCAAAGCGCUCCUAUUACUGCAGCAUCUGACUCCUAACAGCACCACGACAGUCGAAGAAUCACCAUCACUCUCAUCCCCACAAUCAGUCCCACCCCAGUGUAUCGCCGGGCGUGCUCCUUCAUGCUCAGCAUACAGCACCACUAAGAGAGUCACCGAAUUUACCGGGGUUUCAGACUCCAUUUGUAGGGGUUUUCAAGCUACCAUCCUCGAAAUCCUGCUACGAGUGCGCCUUCUCCAAGGAACGCAACAGUUGGUGCGAGCUGACUUCGCGAAGCUUUUGCAUCAGCAACAGAAGCAACAACAGCAGCUGUUAAAGGCUGUUCAAACUACUGUAAUGAAACUAGAAGCGGAGAGGGAUUCCCUUUUGGCGCGCAUGCAGAAGCUGUCCACAUUUCGCUACAAAGUGUUUCUCCAAGGCUUGGCCUGA
Messenger RNA from Eimeria mitis, 1287 nucleotides. RefSeq lists its product as uncharacterized. The record is from RefSeq and is a predicted model, not a curated record. The transcript has 3 exons. Bases 1 to 1287 code for a protein of 428 amino acids. NCBI's taxonomy places the organism in Eukaryota, Apicomplexa, Conoidasida, Eucoccidiorida, Eimeriidae.